UGGACCAAACAAGAGAAAUGACCCUAAUACCUCACUUGGAGAUGAGUUUGAUCAUUCGUGACUCGAUUACUUAAUUGGACUACAACAAACACAUCUGAUUAUGUGACAGCAGGAGGGCUAGGAGGCACAGUUUUAGCAUUUAUCUUACAUAUAUAAUAAAGAGGUCAGUCUGCUUACAGUAUCUAACCAGUAGGAGGUCAGAGACAGGCUGUAAACCACCUCAGCCUUAACCACAAUACAAGCAUCUGCCCACAAUUUGACAAGCUAAGUUCUCGUGACAUUGAAAAAACACCCUACACACAAACACACACACACACACUCACAGAAUGACGACCGCAAACACACACACUGACAAACAAACUGACCACGCUAUAGUGUCGCGAGACGGUCGUCUACAUCGACUGGAGCUACUCUAUGACAAAGCUGACAGUGGAAAUCAACAUAGUAACAUGUCACAGACACCGGAAAUGCGAAACGUAACAAGGCCUGAGAUUGAAGAGAGAGCAGCUGGGGCCACAUAUUGUGCAAGCAUGAAGGAGCUGUUACAGAGGUCAGACUUGGUCAUGGUGCUGGUCAAUCUGUCCCCUCAGACGCACAAACUGAUUACUGCCAAACAGUUUGCCAUGAUGAAACCCAAUAGCACCUUUAUCAACAUUAGCAGAGGAACCCACACCGUGGAGACCUCACAGAUCACAGUGGAGUGGAUGACCAAUGCCUUGGCCGCUGUAACUGGAGGCCAGCUUCCUGAUGAAGUCAAGGCAUAGAGCCAGAACACAGAGCCAUCUGUUCCUCUUUUGUUUUUAACCAGCAAAACAUAGAAAUACUAAUAGAUUUAGUAAUCUUUUUCAUUUGUUUUGUGGUUUGUGCAUAUGAGUCAUUUUUUAAAUGCUUUGUGUAUGUUAAUUCAGUAGCCUAAAGGAUAUUAAAGGAUGUG
Messenger RNA from Carassius gibelio (silver crucian carp), 934 nucleotides. RefSeq lists its product as uncharacterized. Gene Ontology annotation, cellular component: cytosol. Gene Ontology annotation, molecular function: glyoxylate reductase (NADPH) activity; hydroxypyruvate reductase [NAD(P)H] activity; NAD binding. The transcript has 3 exons. The record is from RefSeq and is a predicted model, not a curated record. Bases 327 to 764 code for a protein of 145 amino acids. Lineage: Eukaryota; Metazoa; Chordata; Actinopteri; Cypriniformes; Cyprinidae.